ACAGGGCGCACGGAGCCAGCAGCAUGGCCAGCCCUGGCACAAAGGCGUCGUGGCUCUCGCAGCCGAGCGUGAAGAGCGUGCUGGUGUAUCGCAACGGGGACCCCUUCUUCCCGGGGCGCCGCAUUGUCAUCCACGAGAAAAAAGUGUCCAACUUCGAUGUGUUCCUGAAAGAGGUGACGGGCGGGGUGCAGGCGCCCUUUGGAGCGGUGCGGAACAUCUAUACCCCCCGGGGUGGGCAUCGUGUCCGGCAGCUGGACGAGCUCCAGAGCGGGGAGCAGUACGUGGCUGGUGGCAGGGAGGCCUUCAAGAAGCUCAACUAUUUGGACAUUGGAGAAACAAAGAAAAAGCCUGCUGAAGUCAAUAAUGAGUCAACACUGGAAGAUGUCAAGCCAGUUACUCACAGUAGGAUCACUGUGUCAGCACGGUUUCGAAAGCCUCUCCAGGAGCCCUACACUAUUUUCCUGAUUGCUAAUGGAGACCUUAUUAGCCCUGCAGUGCGCCUCCUCAUUCCCAGGAAAACACUGAAUCACUGGGACCAUAUUCUUGAAAUGGCAACAGGAAAAGUUACUCUCAGAAGUGGAGCUGUUCACAGACUCUACACUGUAGAUGGAAAACUUGUUCAGAAUGGGUCAGACUUGGAGAAUGGGCAAAUUUAUGUUGCAGUGGGUAGAGAAAAGUUUAAGAAAUUGCCAUAUGGUGAUCUGCUGUCCAAAGCUACAAUGAGAAGGCCACAGGGUUCCAAAACCUCUGUACUACCUCCAGUUGUGGGAUCUCGAAAGUCUAAAGGCAGCGGAAAUGGUGGGCAGUCUAAGUCUACAAUUGGAUCUGGUGACCAGGGAGAAAACAGUUCCUCGCCUCAGCUUCCCAAAAGGAAAGACAAAAAAAGCCAGAAUCCAGAGAAUUCUGUGUUCAGACGACACUUUUCUAACCAUUCUACAAAAGUAAAACAGACAGUAAAAGCUUCCCCAGGAAUCCUUCAGGAUAAUGGUGAAGAUAUUUACAAAGCCAGAGAAGAGGGGUCUGAAAUGUGGGGGGCAAUUGAAGUGCAAGAAGAUGAAGAUACUCUUGUGGAAGUUCCACUGGACCAGAGACCAGCAGAAACUGUAGAUGAAGAAGAAAAUGUAGAAGAGGAAGAUGACAGGGGAGAGGAGGGAUAUGAAGGAGAAUAUCCAGAAAUGAAUGGAGAGGAAAGUGGGGAAACUGUUAAAGAAAAAAUUGAAGUGGAAAAAAAUGAAAAUAAAUUAAAUGAAAAUUAUGAAGAUGAGGCAAGAGAAACAGAGAAUGUUGACCAAGGAGAGGAAAAGGAACUUAUCCAUUUAAAUGGCAAAAACAAUGAAGGAAAUGGUGAGGGAAUGGAGCAUUUGAACUACCAAGGUGAUCUUCAGCCUGAAGAAGAAAUAAAAGAGGAUUCUGGUAGUCAGAACCAGGUUGAUCCUGGUCUUGAAAAAGCAUCCACAAGUCCAAGGGUGACAAUCACCAGCCCACAAGAAAGUGAAAAGAACGACCAGAGCAAUGACUGUGCAGCAGUUGCAUAAAGAAGAAAAACAUCAUGAGCAGAAAAUGAAAAAGGACAACACUUUAAAUAUAAAGCAUGUAAUUUUUUGUGAUUGCUAAGGAAGGAGGGUUGAGUAAUGAGUGGAGAGAUGAUGAUGCUCUAUGGACUGAUGAAAAACAAGCAUUUAUAUCUACUAGAAGAACAUAGAAUUAUUUUUACAGGGUGAGAUUUUCUGAUAGGAUUAAGGCGGGGGGGAAAUACAAGAGAACUUUAUAGUAGUAUUAGAAAUAAAUGAACUAUUCUGUGGUAUCAGAUAGUUAGCAGCAAUAGACAAACCACAAAAAUUACACUGUUCCAGGGAAAGGAAAAGAGACCCACCCAGAUUCAAUGUCAAAACUUCUUUGUCAAUUUGUUCAUGAAAAGAAACUAUUUUUCACCUUUUAACUAAGACGUGUAUUUUUUCCUCUAAAAUUCCACAUGAUAGGUAUAAUUUCCAGGUAUAACAUUAGGAUAGAACUAGAAUAUGUUCCGCACCUAAUGGAUUUAUGCUCACAGAAAAUGGUUUACUAUAGAGAGGGACCAGUUCAAUGUUACUAAAUAGUCUAUUUUCAGUGCAUUAAUUAGAAUUAUUACGUUUUGCAUGCAUAAACAGCACUUAUUUAGCACUAUGAAUACAUGUGGACAGCUUGCAAUACUGCAGCUUGUUUCCAUUUAAAACAGAAAAUUUUGUUGAUUAUCCUGCACUGAUUCACUAAUAGUGAAUUAUUGUCAUCAUGAACAAAAAACGAAGAGUACAUAGUAUAUUAGUUUUAAAUUUUGAAUUUGGAUGGAUUUGUAAUUCAGUGAAAGAGAAGCUUAAUUUCUUAAUGAAAUAAAAAAAAAAAAGAAAAAAACCACAUGCCUAGAUUUGGACUGAAAUUUCCAUGAAACCAUUGCUGUUGUUGGAGCCAUUUUAAUAUGUGAGACAUCAGG
Zonotrichia leucophrys gambelii is the source of this 2467-nucleotide messenger RNA. It is a transcript of the gene DCDC2, whose product is annotated as doublecortin domain containing 2. Bases 24 to 1535 code for a protein of 503 amino acids. Lineage: Eukaryota; Metazoa; Chordata; Aves; Passeriformes; Passerellidae. The transcript has 11 exons. Gene Ontology annotation, cellular component: kinocilium; axoneme; microtubule organizing center. Gene Ontology annotation, biological process: dendrite morphogenesis; regulation of cilium assembly; intracellular signal transduction. The record is from RefSeq and is a predicted model, not a curated record.